AUGGAGAAGGAAGAACGUAAAGAAGUAUAUGAUACUCCAGUCACCGACGAAAAUGGAUCUCCUAUCAGCAUUGUUUGGAAACCUGAUUUAUAUAAGCUCCAACAAGAAUCCCCCAAGCCUCAGCCAGUAUUUGCACCUAGUGCUGUAUCCGGAUGUCCAUUUUUCUAUGGUCUUGAAUAUCAUGGAACAAUGAACCACAAAGAAGCAAAUUCAUUAUUAAAAGACGAUGGUAACUAUCUUAUACGACUAAGUACCAGUUCAGACGAUAAAAUGUAUACACUAUCUUUAAGAAUAUUUGGAAAAGUCCAUCAUUAUAAAUUAUUUUAUGACGGACAACAUUAUGUGUCACAAAAACGUUUUAAUACAAUUAAUGAUCUUGUUGCGGAUGGUUUGGUGACAUUGUAUAUGGAAUCUAAAGCUGGAAAAUACAUCUACUUAAUGCAUAGUUUAAUAAGUUAUGAGAAAAGCCCUUAUAUGACAUUAAAUAAACUCAAGCGUAAAACAAUCAAAAAACUAAAACCAAGGCAGCUUAAUUGCGAAGAAGUAGUGGAUUACGACAAACCUCACAAUUUUAAAACACAUAAUUUUAAAGGGCUUAAUUGGUGUGAGUUGUGUAGUAACUUUUUAUGGGGUUUUACACAGCAAGGAGUGAAAUGUGAAGAUUGUGGUUUCAGUGCACAUUUUAAGUGUUCUGAAAAGUUGCCACCAGAUUGUUAUCCAGACUUAAAAUUGUUUCGAGGUGUUUUUGGCAUUGACUUAACAACUCAUGUUAAGGCCUAUAAAACUAAUAGACCGUUUGUUGUAGACAAAUGUGUUGAAGAAAUUGAAAGGCGUGGCAUGUCUGUUGAAGGAAUAUACAGAGUAUCUGGUUUUCAGGAAGAAAUGGAUAGUUUGAGAUUAGCCUUAGACAAAGACGGUAAAGGAACAAUAAUGGACGAUCAAGCUUAUGAAAAUAUCCAUGUAGUAGCUAGUAUUUUAAAAAUGUACCUCAGGUUGCUUCCAAUACCACUAAUCACGUAUGAUGUCCAUCCUCUUGUCAUAAAAGCUUUAGAAACUCAAAUGUCGUGGGAGAGAUUAGCUGAGGUGAGGGCCGCUUUGAAAAAAUUACCUCCAGCACAUUAUAACACAUUGAGCUAUUUAAUGGCUCAUUUAUACAGGGUGACUUUACGACUAGAUGAAAAUAAAAUGACUGCUCAAAAUCUAAGCACUGUUUUUGCGCCAACUCUUAUGCCAAUGCCUGAUUUAAUUGAUUUCAAAGGUACAAUACCCGACAUGAAUCGCGAUAUAAGCGCACUACACAUGAUUAUUGAAAACCAAAAUAUAAUAUUUAACUAA
Molecule: messenger RNA, 1335 nt
Organism: Macrosiphum euphorbiae (potato aphid)
Lineage: Eukaryota; Metazoa; Arthropoda; Insecta; Hemiptera; Aphididae
Source: the annotation of a GenBank genome assembly